This is a messenger RNA of Scheffersomyces coipomensis, 1291 nucleotides long. RefSeq lists its product as uncharacterized. Bases 111 to 1193 code for a protein of 360 amino acids. Gene Ontology annotation, cellular component: cytoplasm. Lineage: Eukaryota; Fungi; Ascomycota; Pichiomycetes; Serinales; Debaryomycetaceae. Gene Ontology annotation, biological process: pantothenate biosynthetic process. Gene Ontology annotation, molecular function: 2-dehydropantoate 2-reductase activity. The transcript has a single exon. The record is from RefSeq and is a predicted model, not a curated record.
ACUGGCUGUCUUCCAUAAUGAACACUGUUCGUAUUUAAAUACUCCAAUUUAACCACUUCCUUGUUGAUCUUAAGAAAGAAACAACAUCAUAGAGAUUGACAAACAUCACAAUGGCAUCAACAACAGGAUUACCUAAAGUUUUAAUCAUUGGAUCAGGUGGAGUAGGUGCUGUUUCAGCUUUAUCCUUACACACUCGUAAUCGUUCUGAGGUUACUAUGGUGAUUAGAUCUGAUUAUGAUAAGGUUGUUAAAGAAGGUUAUACUUUUGAUUCAUGUACUUAUGGUAAAAUCACAGGUUGGAGACCUCAUAACAUUGCUAAAACUGUUCCUGAAGCUCAAGAAAAAUUUGGUAAUUUCGAUUAUAUCAUUGUUACUACUAAGAAUAUUCCUGAUGGUUAUUCAACUUGUGAAGAUAUUAUUAAACCAGCUGUUACACCAGGUGUAUCUACUAUCAUCUUAAUGCAAAAUGGAAUUGGUAUUGAUGGACCUAUGAAAGAAGCAUUUCCUCAAAAUGUUACCCUUAGUGCCGUCACUCAUAUUGGUUCUACUAAUUAUCAUGCUGUCAUUGAAAAUAAAGGUGCUGAUAAUGUUUUCUUAGGAGAUUUUGAUCAUUCAUUUGAUACCUGUUCACCAAAAGUUCAAAAAAUCAUUAAUGAUUUCAUUCAUAUUUAUAAAAAUGAUAAUGAUUUGAAUUUCAUUAGAAUUGAUGAUAAUGUUAAAAAAACAAGAUGGGAAAAAUUAAUCUAUAAUUCAGUAUUCAAUACCGUCACUGCUAUCGUUAAUUUAGAUGUAACUCGUUGUCAAAUCAAUAAUGGGAAUAUUGAUUUAUUCGGACCUGCCAUGGAUGAAGUCCUUGCUAUUGCUAAGGCUGAAGGAGUGAUUAUUGAUGAAGCUGAAAAAAAGGAAAAAUUCCUUCAUAUCGGUGAUGGGUUACUUUAUACUCCAUCUAUGUGUGUUGAUAUGAGAAAGAAUCAAUUAUUGGAAAUAGAAAUUAUCUUAGGUAAUCCAUUAAAGAUCGCCAAGAAACAUAAUGUUCCAACUCCAACUUUAUCGGUUAUUUAUUCAUUAUUAUCUAUGGUUCAAUUCAGAAUUAAAGAAUCAGUUGGAUUCUUAAAAAUCAAUGAAGAUGACUUUAAAGGUAAUAGUGAUGAUCUUCAUCAAAUUUAUCUUGAUAAAUAUAUUCACAAACAAUAAAACUAAGAAAUAAAGAAACCAUAUUUAUAUAUAUAAUACUACUACUUAUUAAUAAGAGACAUAUUCAAAUUUUAUGACCAACCAUUUAUAGAUCUUAA